Molecule: messenger RNA, 1258 nt
Organism: Dermatophagoides pteronyssinus (European house dust mite)
Lineage: Eukaryota; Metazoa; Arthropoda; Arachnida; Sarcoptiformes; Pyroglyphidae
Product: RCC1 and BTB domain-containing protein 1-like
Cellular component (GO): cytoplasm
Molecular function (GO): guanyl-nucleotide exchange factor activity
Source: RefSeq, a predicted model, not a curated record
AUGGAACCUAAAUCAUCAUCAUCAUCAUCUAAAUAUCAUCAAACAACUAUGAACAUAUGGAAAGAAGAAUUUGAAACAUUUUCCAAUGAUUUUAUUCGUUCGAUUCAAGCAUUUUGUAGUGUACAUUAUCGAAAUGAUUGUGAACAAGAUUGUUAUCUUGGUUAUAUUAUACAAACAAAACAAAAACGAACAUAUAUUUUUGGUGAAACAUUAUGUCGAUGGCUUUCAUUAAAAUAUGAUUCAUAUGAACCACAAGAAUUAUGUACAUUAAAUGGAAAAAUUAUCAAACAAGUUGAUUAUGGACUUGAUUUUUUUGUCAUUCUUACCACUGAUGGAUGUGUUUAUUUGGCCAGUUCAGAUCCAUAUUGGGAAACUGAUCGAAAAUUAAAAUGGAUCGAUACCGGUUCUGUUAAUAUUGAAAAUAUUGCCUGUGGACAUGAACAUUUACUUUUAUUACGUUCCGAUCGACGAUUAAUGGCUAUGGGUUGGAAUGGCCUUGGUCAAACAACCGGUACAGCUGAACAUUCACAUCGAUCAUUAGUUUAUACUGGAUUGGAAAAUGUAAGAAAAAUUUCUUGUGGUUGGGCACAUUCAUUAGCAUUAACCGAUACGGGCCGAUUAUAUUCAUGGGGCCUAAAUGAAUCUGGACGUUUAGGAUUGAAUGAUGAAAUGAAUCGUAAUAUACCAAAUUUAAUCGAAUUUGAAUGUGAUUGUCAAAUUAAAGAUUUUGUUGCCGGUGCUGCACAUUCAUUAUUUCUAAUGCAAAAUGGUUACCUAUAUGGUUGCGGUUGGAAUGAUAAUGGUGAACUUGGAUCAACUGAUUUUGAUCAAUUUGAAUUAUCACCAAUACGAUUACCAAUUGAAAAUGUUAAAUCAAUUGCAACCGGUUGGUCAUAUCGUUUUACAAUUGCAUUCACCAAUGAUAAUUGUUGCUAUGUAUGGGGUGAAUUAGGACAAGGCACAAUGGCUACAAUUAAAUUAUAUCAUCCAACAAAAAUUAUACCCGAUCUAUUAUCAUCAUGGUCAUUUUCAUCCAUAUCAUCACUUUAUUUUGAUCCACCAUUAACAUUUGGUUGGUGUCAUCGUAAUAUAAACAAAUUAAAGAUUAAACAAUUAAAUUUUAAUGAUUAUUCACAACGAAUUCAAUGUGAUCCUGAACAUGAUUAUGUUAAUAUGAUGGUUAAACGUUUUUCAAUUACAUCCGAUCAUUCAUUAACAUUUCCUUAGGUUAUAUAAUUAAUAAAUAUCAAUCAAUAAA